Molecule: messenger RNA, 1580 nt
Organism: Cladocopium goreaui
Lineage: Eukaryota; Dinophyceae; Suessiales; Symbiodiniaceae
Source: the annotation of a GenBank genome assembly
CAGAUUUAGGCUGAACUUUCACGGGGGGCUGUUGCUUGCAAUAGCUAUCAUGAUAUCAUGUCUACAUUUCGGCCAUGGGUGACACUGCAGAGGAACACGCUGCACUGCAGCUGUCACAUGAUUCAGUGGAAGUCUCGGAUGCAGAAGAUCCCCAAGAAAAUCGUGAAAGCGGCCAGUCUUUGGUGACGCCAUUGGAUUCCAAAUUUGCCGUCGGAGAUUCAACGAUCCGAUCAUUGGCGCGACAGCUGAAAGAACUUCACCAUUCGCUCGGCUGUGAUGUGAUUUUGAAAGCCCGACAGCUGAGACCAGAUGGUGCAUCCGAUGAGACGACCUUCCCAUGUAGCAGCCUGGUAGUAGCCACGUGGAGUCCCAGUUUCAGAUCUUUGCUGAAAGAGAACACAAAUGACAAAGAUGCCAAAGGAUGCCGCACCAUUGAGUUGAAGGGCAACUUGAAAGUGGUCGAGGAUGCGAUAGCUUUCAUGAAGGAGGGCCGCCGCAGCUUCUCUGUCGUGGAUCUGAAAGAACAACACCCUCUCCUUGAAUUUGCCAGCGAGUAUGGCUUGGAUGACCUGAAAGUGACGUAUGGUGAAGCCAUGAUGUGCCAAAAUCCUGUGACUUUGCAGAACGCUUCGCUGUACUUGGAACUGGGCCUCCGCUUUUCCAUCGUCAAUCUCUCUCUGGUUGCAGCCGAUUUGCUGGCAGCCAACGUGGGAAGGCCCCUUAGCGAGGCGGUGCUGGCGUUGGAUGGCUGCUGCUUUAAGGCAGUUCUGGCCAGUGAUGCGUUAAAUGUGGAAGAUGAGCAAGAUGUUCUCAGUAUUAUCAAAUCUUGGGUUGAGAAGGAUACUGGAGAGCGGUCCUCCGAACUCGAUUCUUUCUUAUCUCAAGUCCGCCUUUCGCUCUGCAGUUAUCAAACUUUGAUUGACUUGAUGUCGAAUUUGGGAGCAGACAGCCGGGACGAUCAUGGUGUGCUGUGGAAGGGCGUUGAUGAAGAGCAUCUUCGCUUGCGUGUCCGACGAGUUAUCGAUGAGAAACUCCAGGGUGGUCGUUUGUCAGACCGGCAGCGUCAUCACACCAAGCUUCCACGUGGAGAAGACGAGGAACGACUUGCGACUACCUUGAAGGUGAGCAAAGAUUUGUUCGCCGCAUGUGCUUCCACCACUGUGCUUGGUUCGCCGCAUCGAUCAUGAUCAAGGUCUCAUCAUGAACUGCUGGCGAAGGAGAUGAAGGGUUAGAAUAUGUUACACUGUUCAAAGGAACACCAAGUUCAAACUUCAAACUGUUCAAAGGGUGACAGGGUGGCUCCAUGGCAUUGCUACAUUGCUGGAUUUGCUGCUCCACCGUCUUCUGACCCUCUUCCGGCUCGCAACAUCUUUGGCGUCUUUAGUCUUUGGCCUGAUGUACGUUUCAAAAUUUCCGUCCCAUGGAUUCCCAUGGCCUACGGCCCGAACAAUGCCAUUGGCUCAACUGGCUCAACUGGCUCAAGUGUGGAAAGGCAUACUGCCUCUGCAUUUGCAAAGCUGCACGCGGAGAGAGAGCGAGAGAGAGAGACGCAGAUGACCGCGUUGCUACACACUAAAAAA